CGAUCCCAUUCCGGUAUCAGUUUCCAGUCGUACCUCCCGAGGGCAACAGCAUUCGAGGAUCAACCAAUCGAACCACCGACCGAUCGAGAAGACACAUUUCUGCUUCAUUAUGCUGAAGUUUGCCUGUUUGCUUGCCCUGGUGGCUUUGGUCAGUGCCGCACCACAGACGAAACCGGGCUUCCAGCCUGCACCGGCCGGAGCUCAGUUCGGCGGAGUUCAACCCCAGUUCGCUCCAUUCCCGGUGCGCCGUGCACGGGCUGUGGGCGCGAUCGAAGCGAAGAAAGUAGCGGAAGCAGUUAAUGCUCCUGCCGGCGAGGCUGUAUCGGCCGACGAUGAGGCGAAGGACGAUAUGGACAAGUCGGAAACGUUCGGAUUCGGCUACCAUCACUACUAUCCUUCGUACGGCUAUGGAGGAUACGGUGGCUACGGGUAUGGCGGAUAUGGUGGAUACGGAGGCUACGGAUACAGCGCUUAUCCCAGCUAUGGAGGAUACGGAUACGGAGGAUACGGUGGAUACCCAUACGGCUACGGCUAUGGAUACUACUAGUCGUAUGCGUCUCUUCAGAGCUUCUAGCUUGCAAGCAACUUCGUCCACCUGUACCUGGUCUCUAGUUUAUAUAUCUAAAACUCCACUCAAAUUGUAAAAACGCCCAGACAGAGUAUGAUUCUCUUAAUGUAAAUUUGUCACCUAACAAAGAAUUUAUAAAAGCUAAAUCAUUUUAAGUGGUAGAGAGAACCUUCAAUAAAAAGUCUUUCCAACAAUUA
Molecule: messenger RNA, 765 nt
Organism: Anopheles stephensi (Asian malaria mosquito)
Lineage: Eukaryota; Metazoa; Arthropoda; Insecta; Diptera; Culicidae
Product: shematrin-like protein 1
Exons: 2
Coding region: 110-547 (145 amino acids)
Source: RefSeq, a predicted model, not a curated record